AAUGUCUCUGUGGUAAUAAAUUAUUAUGAAACAAUCCUUUUCCUAUAUGAUCCUCUCUGCCUGAUACAAACUAUUAAAUCAUAAUCAAUAACUCCAAGUCUCAAGUCUCAAGUCUCGAGUCUCGAGUCUCAAGUCUCAAAUCGCAAAUCUCAAAUCUCAAAUCUCAGGCCAGACCCAGCGAUCCAACCAAUUCUCCCCAGGCUUUUUCCUGCCAAGAAGGUCCUUGCACAAAGAAUCUCAAUCAACUGCACCACCAAAUUUCAGCUUAACCCAGCCUACCUACCUAGCAUUACCUUACCGCAACGCACAUCCUACCUACAUCAUCAGCGCAAAAAGUAAAAGAGACGAAAACGAAAUCCGAGUCCUUGAAAAUAGCCACGCGUUACCGUCUCAAAUUCAACAAGGAAUCACCCGCUCCUACAAGGUCAAUCCAUACCACCCACACCUUAACCAUCUUUCCACGCGAUCCUUCCAUCCUUCAAGCGCCCAAACAUCCACUUCACCCUCCCACACACGCAAGACCUCGUGGCUCCCUUGCUUCCCUAUAAAUACUCUCAAGAUGGCCGGAAAAACCGCCGCGCAGGAAGAAUUCGACACCAUCAUCGCAAAAGCAUCCGCGAGGGAAAAUCACAAUCAUCCAGACGACGAGCGAGAUUAUAGUUUCGAUAGGGAAAACAGCGAUAUAGACGAAGAAGAAGAAUAUCAUAAUAGGAAUAUUGAGGAGAAUAUGAAGAUGCCUUUGUUUGACCGGUCGAAUUCGGGGGGAAUGAUGGGAUUGAGUGAACCGUUGAGGUUGCCGCAUAGGGAUUUUGAUAGUGGGAGGUCCACGGGGGUUAAGGGGGUGAUUGCUGAUGCGAGGAGUUUUGAGGAGGCGAGGAAGACGGGGGUUGGAGGAAGUUGAGGGGGAAUGGGAAUGGCAAUGGGAACUCAAUUACUCAGGGGGCAAGGAGAUCGAGGUCGGCUUCGGGUUCGGGUUCAGAGGAGGGGUUGAGUGAUGAUGAGGAGUUUUUGGAGAGAUGGAGGCAGCAGAGACGAGUGGAGUUGCAAAGUGAAGAGAAAGAUGUUAGGAGUAGGAGGACGAGUCCUAGUGUGAGGAGAUAUGGUAGAUUUGACGAGGUAGAUGCUCUAGGGUAUCUUGACGCCAUUGAAAAAGUAGGAAGAGAAACCAUCGUUGUGGUUUUUGUUUAUGAUCCUGAGGUUUGUCUUCUUUCUAUCUUCCUUUCUCUAUUCUUACCUUACACAUAUACUAACAUAUCAUAUUCAGUGUGACGUCUCCCAAGUAAUUAAUUCAGCACUUCUUCCACUCGUUACCGCAAACCCGACAGUUCAUUUCGUACGCGUCCAUUACGAAGAUGUAGAAUUUGAUAAUGCGGGUGUACCAGCUAUUCUCGCCUAUAAGAAUCAAGGAGAUCUGUUCGCAAAUCUCACAUAUAUCAUUGAUCAGAUUCCUGACGAUACGAUAUUUGAUACGAAAGCUUUAAAGGAUGUUUUGGUUAGGCAUCAAAUUCUAUGAUCCAUUGAUGGAUGGAUGGAUUGGUGGAAGUGGUCAUUUUGAAUGAUCAUCGAGGAUACUUUUGUUCGUUUCUUGUAUCUAUACCUACGUACCUAUUUAUGUAUGAGGUUGAGGAUAUAUAUCGAUAGACACAUGGUGUAUUCAUAUUCAUGGGCUUUAUUUUAUGGGUAUGGAUUUUGUAUGUAUUACAGACAUGUAAUGCAUUGCAUUGCAAAGAGCUUCCUUACAACUUACAAUUCUUCUACCUCGACUCUACUUCACUUCACUUCACUUCACGUCUCUCAUUGUAGACGAAGAUAGGAAAACAAGAUAUCAGGAUUCAAGAAAGCACGAAGAUCUCACCUCCUUGGAGGAAGGAAGCAAGAGUGAUUAAUAUACAUAUAUGUAUGAAUAGAUGAGAAGACGGUCAUGGGAUGGAACGGGAGGGAAUGGAUGGCGUUUGAAUGGGAACGGGAACGGGAACGGGAACAGGGAUAUGGAUAUGGAUAGGGAUAGAAACGGCAGGAGAUCACUUAUUCUUCCUGGUGUGUUUACUUGGUUCUACUUGGUUGGGU
Molecule: messenger RNA, 2067 nt
Organism: Sclerotinia trifoliorum
Lineage: Eukaryota; Fungi; Ascomycota; Leotiomycetes; Helotiales; Sclerotiniaceae
Source: the annotation of a GenBank genome assembly